ACUCCUUCAACUGAGGAUUUGAGCAACCUUGUAGCAAGAAUACAAGCAACGGGAGCAGACAUUGUGAAAAUUGCAACAACUGCUGUGGACAUUGCCGAUGUGGCACGCAUGUUUCAAAUAAUGGUGCAUUCUCAAGUUCCGUUGAUUGGAAUUGUUAUGGAUGAUAGGGGGUUGAUUUCUCGUGUACUUUGUGCGAAAUUUGGUGGAUAUCUGACUUUUGGCACCCUUGAGUCAGGAGUAGUUUCAGCUCCUGGUCAACCUUCACUUAAGGAUCUAUUGCAUCUAUACAAUUUCAGAGCACUGACACCUGAUACAAAAGUAUAUGGGCUUAUUGGAAAGCCUGUCAGUCACAGUAAAUCGCCCAUGUUACUGAAUGAAGCCUUCAAGUCAGUUGGUUUUAACGGUGUUUAUAUAAUUCUAUUGGUGGAUGACAUUGCCAAUUUUCUCAGGACUUACUCUUCUACAGAUUUUAUGGGAUUCAGUGUUACCAUUCCUCACAAGGAGACGGCAGUUAAGUUAUGUGAUGAAGUUGAUCCAGUGGCUAAGUCUAUAGGGGCUGUGAAUUGCAUUAUCAGAAGACCAACUGAUGGGAAAUUAAUUGGGUAUAACACAGACUACGUUGGUGCUAUUUCUGCAAUUGAGGAUGGGUUACGAGGUAAACAUAAUGGUAGUAGCACAGAUGUUUCUCCAUUAGCCGGUAAGCUGUUUGUUGUAAUUGGGGCUGGUGGUGCUGGGAAAGCAGUUGCUUAUGGUGCGAAAGAGAAAGGAGCAAGGGUUGUGAUUGCGAAUCGUACCUACGAUCGGGCCAGAGAACUUGCUGAUGCAAUUGGAGGAGAAGCUUUGCCCCUUGCUGAUUUGGAUAAUUUCCAUUCGGAGGAUGGUAUGAUUCUUGCAAACACAACAUCAAUUGGAAUGAUACCAAAAGUUGACGAGACGCCUAUUUCUAAGCAUGCUUUGAAACAUUACUCUCUAGUUUUUGAUGUUGUGUACACACCCAAGAUGACUAGACUGUUGAAAGAAGCAGAAGAAGCAGGAGUCACCAUUGUGACAGGAUUUGAGAUGUUCAUAGGGCAAGCAUAUGGGCAGUUUGAGAAUUUCACUGGAUUGCCUGCACCAAAGAAGCUCUUUAGACAAAUUAUGAAAGACUAUUAAUGAGGUUUGCAAGUCAUUCCUUAUCCAAUUGAAUUUUAAAUCUUGUAUUUAUUUGAUUGUAUAUGUACGGAAUAAUAUGUUGCCAUCCCAUUUAGUAAACAUAAUCUCGGCCAUAAUUAAGAAUAAUGUUGUUAAAGUAAUAAUGAGAUUAACAAUCAGGUUAGGCAAUUUCUUCCUACACCUCAUUAUUUCUU
This is a messenger RNA of Vigna umbellata (rice bean), 1346 nucleotides long. The record is from RefSeq and is a predicted model, not a curated record. Lineage: Eukaryota; Viridiplantae; Streptophyta; Magnoliopsida; Fabales; Fabaceae.